Molecule: messenger RNA, 1920 nt
Organism: Drosophila kikkawai
Lineage: Eukaryota; Metazoa; Arthropoda; Insecta; Diptera; Drosophilidae
Gene: Haspin
Product: haspin
Biological process (GO): protein phosphorylation; intracellular signal transduction; mitotic cell cycle
Cellular component (GO): nucleus; cytoplasm
Molecular function (GO): histone H3T3 kinase activity; ATP binding
Source: RefSeq, a predicted model, not a curated record
AAUUCGAUUAUGAAAAUUAAACAAAAAAAUUUGUCAUCACUAGGUUCCAAUACUUUCAUACAGAAAAAAUUAUAAUUCAAAUAACUAUCUUCAAGCCAAGAAAUUUUAAAUGCAAUAAUAAAAACAAACUUUGUUUGACAUGAUGGAUGAGGCUUCUCAAACUGAAUGGAUAGACUCUUUUGAUAAAUUGUUAAAUAUCAGGCCGCAACUACGUGAACUCAACAUAAUUAAAAAUGCUGUAAGAGUAUCAUUCAACAUUGACUCAAGUGUAGAAACCAGUAUAAAGGCUAUAGAAAUAAAAGAUUCAUCCAAAGCUCAGCAAAAUUAUUUUGAUUCCGCCGAUUGUUCAAGAAAAACCUAUGAUCAGAACAAUUUAAUAUCAACUCCAUGCACCAAACGGUUAGCUUCCGAAUUAUUUAAUUGCAGACUGUCUCCUAUAACUGGCAUAAAACUUGAAGGAUUUGAAUUUAAUACUACCAAGAAAAAAAAAGAAAUGGAAUCAGAAGUUAAAAACAAAAUUCGAUUUGAAAUUUUACCUUACAAUGUUGGUCGAGAUAUUCAUGAAAUUAAUAUCAGUUGUGAAAAAAGUAUAGUGCUUUUACCUCCUUUUGCUUUACAGCCAGGAAAGUGGCGGAAAUCAUUAAAUAGCUUGCGCACGUCUCGACUGAUUGAACCAACCAUAAACAAAUGGGGAACCAUUAAAGCCAGACAGUCAAGAUCUCAAGUAAACGGCCGUAUGUCUGUACGUCUUACUGAUUUAAAUGAAAUUGAUUGUGAUCAUCAACAAGAAGUUUUAAAACAUUGUGAUCAGUUCAAGCCGCUUUCAUUUCAUGCUACAUAUCCAUCAACACGGAUGACGAACCCAGUUAAAGUAGGCGAAGGUGCUUACGGUGAGGUUUUUAGGUGCACCAAUUCUUCCAACAAUAAUAGCGAACAUAACGUCGACAUUGUUCUAAAGAUAAUACCUAUAGAAGGAUCAAUUGAAAUUAAUGGAGAGAAGCAAAAAACAUUUGCGGAAAUUUUGCCUGAAAUAAUCAUUACUAAAAAAAUGUCCAGCCUUCAAGCCAAUGCAAUAAACUCCACUGCCGGAUUUGUAAAUAUACACAAGACCACACUAGUUAGCGGCAAAUAUCCACAACAUUUGGUAAAGCUUUGGGAACAAUACGACGCUAAAAACAAUUCUGAGAAUGAACAUCCCCGAGUUUUUGGAGACAAACAACUUUUUUUAGUUCUUGAAUUGGAGUUUGCGGGAAACGACAUGUCAAAUUUUACAUUUACCAAUGCAGCACAAUCUUAUUUUAUGCUGCAACAGAUUAUAUUAACCCUGGCCAUUGGGGAAGAAGAGUGCCAAUUUGAGCACAGAGACCUUCAUUGGGGCAACGUUUUAAUUAAAGAUACUGACAAGAAAGAUAUUUAUUUUAAAUUUAAGAACAAGGACUUGACACUUCCUUCAAAAGGAGUGAAAAUAUCUAUUAUUGACUACACUCUUUCAAGAAUAACUAUUGGCCAGUCUUGCUAUUUUAAUGAUUUGUCCAGUGAUGAAGACCUUUUUUCAGCCACUGGAGAUUAUCAAUAUGAUAUAUACCGUAUGAUGCGGAAUGAAUUAAAAAACAACUGGGCUUCUUUUUCCCCGAAAACCAAUAUCCUAUGGCUUUCCUACUUAGUUGCAAAACUAAUAAAUGGCGUAAAAUACAAAUAUGUCAAUACAAAGAUUCACAAGCAGCACAUUGAAAUGUUAAAAGAAUUGCAAAAGAAUAUGCUAAGCUUUGACAGUGCCGCAAGGUGUGCAAAUAAUAUGCUUAAGUUGACGUAAAACUACUGCUUUCACAAAUAAAAUAACAAAAACUCUAGUUUUCAUUUGAUUGCUAUGUACACUGAAGUCACAAUUAUUUUCCUUUUAUAAUAAACUUAGUUCAAAAA